AGAGAUGCGGAGAUGCUGGAUCUGAUCCACAUCCACCUACUUGAUUCGGACUCAUCGACAGUUGAUUUUCGGUUGCCCCUUUCCAUUUCCCAUCCUUCUGGACAUCAUAAAACCCUACUCAAACACGUCGAGGAACGUGUUUCUAGGGCUUACACCUUGAAUUCUUCCAAUUGGUAAGGAUUCGAUCGAGUCAUGGAGACUGCUCGUUCUGGUGCAGGAUCCUUCGCUCAAACCGAAGUUAACUGGGAUAAGCUUGAUAAAACUAAGUUUUAUGUGGUAGGAGCUGGGAUAUUCAGCGCGCUUACAGUUGGACUCUACCCGAUAUCUGUCGUAAAGACGAGGCUGCAGGUUGCAACAAAAGACUCCGUAGAGAAGAAUGCAUAUGCUGUUAUCAGAGGCUUACUAAAAACCGAAGGCAUCCCAGGUUUUUACAGGGGUUUCGCCACCGUCAUCACAGGAGCAAUUCCUGUUAGAAUCGUAUUACUCAGCGCAUUAGAGACAACAAAGGUGGCUGCUUUCAAAAUGCUCGAACCAUUUGAUAUUUCAGAUCCUUCAAAGGCUGCUAUUGCUAAUGGAAUUGCUGGAUUGACGUCAUCUCUUUGUGCUCAAUUUGUCUUUGUUCCUGUUGAUGUGAUUAGUCAAAGAUUGAUGGUUCAAGGAUAUUCGGGCCAUGCAAGCUAUAAUGGUGGCCUGGAUGUUGCCCGUAAAGUUCUGAAACAAGAUGGUAUCAGAGGGCUUUACAGAGGAUUCGGUUUGUCGGUCAUGACGUAUUCUCCGUCUAGUGCGGUUUGGUGGGCCAGCUAUGGUUCCAGUCAACGCGUUAUAUGGAAUCUGUUAGGUCAUGGAAGUGACGGCAAUGGAUCAGUUCCUAGCCAAGGAACGGUAGUUCUAGUUCAAGGUGCCGGAGGAAUUUUUGCUGGUGCCGCAUCGUCUUUCAUCACAACUCCACUGGACACUAUAAAAACUCGAUUACAGGUAAUGAAACAUGAAAAUCGACCCUCUACGCGACAAGUUAUUAAAGCAUUAAUUGCAGAAGAUGGCUGGAAAGGUUUCUAUAGAGGGAUUGGUCCAAGAUUUUUUAGCACGUCGGCAUGGGGAACAUCCAUGAUACUCGCAUACGAAUAUUUGAAGCGGAUAUGUGCUCGAGAUUUGUAGAUUAGUCCGCCAUUGAAUAAGAGAUGUGAUUCAUACUCCAGCUACUGUGAUUAUUCAGUUGAGGCGAGAUACUUUUGUAAUUCUUACUCAUCUAAGAUGCGCAUGUAUACAAAUACAUAAAUGGUGUAGACUGGCACAAACCUCUCUUGGUUUAUUGCAGCAUGACUAGGACCAGAUCACUGUAAAAGCACAUGUAUGUUAGUCUUUUAACCAUUUUUGACUUACUAGAAUUGUAUUGAGGAUGUAUUCCCAUUUUAGAACAGAAAUGAAAGUAGACAACAGUUACUGCUC
Messenger RNA from Helianthus annuus (common sunflower), 1446 nucleotides. RefSeq names its product solute carrier family 25 member 44. Gene Ontology annotation, biological process: transmembrane transport. NCBI's taxonomy places the organism in Eukaryota, Viridiplantae, Streptophyta, Magnoliopsida, Asterales, Asteraceae. The record is from RefSeq and is a predicted model, not a curated record. Bases 193 to 1155 code for a protein of 320 amino acids. The transcript is spliced from 6 exons.